This is a messenger RNA of Pygocentrus nattereri (red-bellied piranha), 969 nucleotides long. Its product is annotated as zinc finger protein 239-like. Lineage: Eukaryota; Metazoa; Chordata; Actinopteri; Characiformes; Serrasalmidae. Gene Ontology annotation, biological process: negative regulation of transcription by RNA polymerase II. Gene Ontology annotation, molecular function: DNA-binding transcription repressor activity, RNA polymerase II-specific. The record is from RefSeq and is a predicted model, not a curated record. The transcript has 2 exons. Bases 1 to 969 code for a protein of 322 amino acids.
AUGUGUUCAGUGAAGCUGCUGGACUGCAAGAAACUGAUCAACCCUGACAACCAUGUCUAUACCAAUGUGCCAAGCCAGUUGUUGCCCAGCAAUGAGAAUAGAUGUAUAAAUGGAGAAAAGAUUCAGAAGAAAGGGAUGAGCAGAAGAGGAAAGCCUCAGAAAUCUUCCUCAUCUUCACUUCACUUCAACAGACAUGGUAAACAGAACAGAAGGAGGUCUUGUCCCUGCUCAGAGUGUGGUAAGUUCUACCAAUGGUCAGACCUUAAAGCCCAUCAGGUGACGCAUAUUAAAGAAAAGGCUCACAAGUGCUCUAAGUGCAGCAAGUCCUUCAGGACCGCAACAAGAAUUCUCCAGAGGAUUCAUAUUGGAGAGCGGUCUUACCAAUGCAUUCAGUGUCAUAAGGCUUUCACAUGCUCAGAGUACCUUAGAAAGCAUCAGAGAAUUCACACCGGAGAGACUUACAAGUGCGCCUCGUGUGGAAAGUGGUUCUCCAGCCCAUCGUCAUUGUUGCAGCAUCAAAGAAUUCACACGGGAGAAAAGCCUUACCAGUGUUCUCAGUGUGGGAAAGCCUUCUCUCAGUCGUCUAACCUUAAAAAACAUCAGCGAUUACAUACUGGAGAAAAGCCUUACCAGUGUUCUCAGUGUGGGAAAACCUUCCCUUGCUCUUCCAACCUUAAAAAACAUCAGCGAUUAUAUACUGGAGAAAAGCCUUACCAGUGUUCUCAGUGUGGGAAAACCUUCCCUCAGUCUUCUAACCUCAAAACACAUCAGCAAGUACAUACUGGAGAAAAGCCUUACCAGUGUUCUCAGUGUUGGAAAGCCUUCUCUCAGUCUUCUAACCUUAAAACACAUCAGCGAUUACAUACUGGAGAAAAGCCUUACCAGUGUUCUCAGUGUUGGAAAGCCUUCUCUCAGUCUUCUAACCUUAAAACACAUCAGCGAUUACAUACUGGAGAAAAGCCUUACUAG